UGGCCGCCUCGCGCUGCUCACUGCAAUCUGUGCUGGAGGCCGGAGGAGCGACACCUUCAGUAUUAACCCCAGCCUUCGAAACGCGUAUGAAUAUCGCCACCAAAUAACAGAAAGAACACGAGGAGUGCACUUUUUGACCACGUCAGUGCGGUGGGGGAGGGGAAGUGAAUCUGUCUGGGUGGAGCUUGUAUGAGUAACUGGCCUUUGCUGGUGAACAUGUUCUCCAAGGGCACCAAGCGUAAAUUUUCGGAUGGUGGUGAAGUGAUAUCAGAAAAAAGCCUAGUAGGAGCCAAGGUGGCGUCCUCAUAUAGUUUGCAGCGGCAGUCACUACUGGACAUGUCCCUCAUCAAGCUGCAGUUGUGCCACAUGCUGGUGGAGCCCAACCUCUGCCGCUCUGUUCUAAUUGCCAACACAGUGAGGCAGAUUCAGGAGGAGAUGACCCACGAUGGCAGCUGGCAAUUGGUCACCGAAGCUUUCUGCGGUGCAGGCCAAAGCCCCUCUGAACGCUUAGUGGCCACCGAGGUCCUUUGCAGGACACGGGAGCCAGACGCAGAGCCAAAGCUCUUUUCUGUCAUCACCUACGAAGGUUGCCGUGAAGAGGAGGUGGUAGCUGACGAGACACUUUGCUCCAUUUCAGUUAGCGACACUGUCUCUAACGUGUGUCUGGCAGGAAGUAUGGACCAGUGCUGGGAGAAAGGUGAGCUCAGUGUUGUAGAGAGCGAUGAAGAGGCCCUUGAAGACUCUAGGCUAGGUUCAGAAGAAGAUGAGGAGAUCGAAGAAGUGGAAGACACUUCCAGGCAGGAUCCAAAGACCAGGGGACAAGUUUUUGGGACAUUUGAAAUAAAAAACGGUUCCCCGGGUCCAGAGUCUGCUCUUGAGGAGUUGUUCUCCGAUGUUGAUACCUCCUACUAUGACCUGGACACCAUGCUUACUGGCAUCCAGGGUGCACCCAAGAUGGGCCCUUAUGACCUCCUUGACAGCUUGGCACCUUCACACAGUUCCCCAUCCAUAGUGUCCACCCCAAACUGUCGUUCUGAUCUCAAUGAACUGGAUCACAUCAUGGAAAUCAUUGUGGGUUCUUAGGUUAGAACUUUUUCAGAGACUUACACGCUUGUCUUAAUUUUACAGGCUUGUCUGCCCUCUAUGGAAAGCAAGUUAUAUCUGGAGUCCUUUCACAGAAAAGAAUUGAUGUCUUGUGAAGGAUGGCCUUGAUUUUAUGAGCUGACCAUAGGCAUCUUAUUUGCAUACUCUUUGUAUGUUUUAAUGUUUUUCCUCUAUAUUUGUCUGUCCAGACAUGCUGUUUUGUUUAAUUUAUUUGUUUUACUUAUGACACUACAGAGAGCAGAACAAGAUGUAUACAAAAGUUGUAAAGUGUGGGAUAUUUUCAUAUGGAGACAAACGAUUGUCUAAAUUAUGUACAUAAAUAUAUAUUUUUACAAUAGAUUUUGCUUGUAAUAUGUUACUGUACAUUCUGUACAUGUUCUACAAAUUGAUUUUAACCGGAAAGUUUAGAUUCUUAAGCAGUCUUCCAUUUUUAACAAUCCACAAACUGAAGGAACUUCAUUCAAUGGUCGAAUUUAAAAAAGGCAUCAAGUAUUUAAAUAAUGAUGCAUGUUUUAAAUUAACAUGCUCAUUUGCACAAAGUAUUUUUUUGUGUUUUUGUUUUUUUUGCUAAUGGUUUGAUUGCAGUUGGUUGUCAAUCCGCUCGGCCAUAGGUUUUGUUUGUUGUUUGACGUCAAUGUUUGUCUUAUCAACAAAUGAAGAAUAAUGGGGCCAGCCCAUUCUAUAUUGUGACUUAAUUUAUUUAAUUUAUUUACAGCAAAUGGUGAGUGUUGGCUGUGGUCAAUCUGCGGGUGGGUUUUUAACUUUUGAGGACUUAAUGGGCCUGAUUCACCAAAACCUUUUGCUCAAACAAAACCUGGGUUGUAUGGGAAGCCGUCACAGAAUUAGUGUUUGGUCAGUUCAUUUGCACCAAUUAUUGGUUUUGAAAGAGUUAAUUGUUUUAAUAUAGGCAAACAGUUUGCGUAUAUCUGUCUCUUAGUCCUUUGGACCCCUCAUAAUGAGAAAGCAUUUGUCAAGUUCUAUGCAUUGGGUGUUGUAACACUUUCUAUGCAUGGUGUUUCAAGAUGCAUUUAGUACAUUAUUCAUUUUUUAUAUAUUACUUCAGAAUGAGUCAACAAGAGAUUGUAUUUUACCUCACAGUUUCCCCCAUGUUACAUAAUUAUUAUUUUUUUCUAAAAGUAUAUUUUGCAUAAACUAUGUUUGUGCAAAUCGUUGCUUAUUACACAUGGAUAAUUAUGUUUUCAUUUUCAUUGUCUCACACUUAAAUUCCAAGAGAAGAAAUGUUUUUAUUGUUUGAUCUUAAACUAGUAUAGAGUAUAAACAUUUUAUAUGAGCAUUGUAGCUUUUU
Molecule: messenger RNA, 2410 nt
Organism: Xyrauchen texanus (razorback sucker)
Lineage: Eukaryota; Metazoa; Chordata; Actinopteri; Cypriniformes; Catostomidae
Product: cell division cycle-associated protein 4-like
Exons: 3
Coding region: 190-1083 (297 amino acids)
Cellular component (GO): nucleus
Molecular function (GO): transcription regulator activity
Source: RefSeq, a predicted model, not a curated record